This is a messenger RNA of Danio rerio (zebrafish), 10357 nucleotides long. NCBI's taxonomy places the organism in Eukaryota, Metazoa, Chordata, Actinopteri, Cypriniformes, Danionidae. The record is from RefSeq and is a predicted model, not a curated record.
GAGAGAGAGAGAGAGGGUGGGGGUGGGGUGCUGGUGAUGUGAGAGUUGUAACGGCUCCGCUCGCGCUUCAAUGUUGCGGGCAGCGUGGAAUCAGAGCGCGCGAGCGUAUGGGAGGAGAGCGUGCACGAAUAAGCUAUUGGGGUUCCCAAAUAACGGGAACAGGCAGACAGAGCAAAACACGCAGGCGGAUGGACGGAAAUAUAGGCAAGUGAUCUUAAAAACCAGCGACGUAACGAGCUCUUUUCCCCCUGAUGUUUUCGUGCUUUAUUUAUUUGUUUGCCUUAUUUAGUCAUGUAUCGAUUGAUUGCGUUUUAAUUACUGGCGUGUGACAAGGUGCGUGGGAGGAGGGGCGAAUCCGGCGAACACGUUGAGUUGCCUUAUUUUUCUAUAGCUAUUUCAUUUAAACGAGCAAAAACAAGCAGACGCUUUUAACCACGUUUAAUGACUUUGUGCAAAUGAAUGUGUAGCCUGUAGCUGCUAGAACAAGGAAGAAAGCUAGAAGAGCUAGACCAAAUAAAUUCACCAAAAAUGCACCCCAUAUCCAAGUAAUAACAAUAUAUCAGCUGUCUUUUAUACGUUAUACAGUAUACGUGUGUUUUAUUUCAUUGUUAGAACAAAUGUAGAAUCGUCAGUUUAUUUCACAAGCAGACAACCAAAGUUAAAGCGACUGCGAGCAAGAAGAGAAGCAGGCCAGCUGAACAUAUACAGUGUUCAGUAUCGACAAGGACAGAAAUAACACUAUAGUUGAGAACCGAGAUAUGCAGUUAUAUACGCUCGCAAACAUGGUAAAUACAUGCCUUUGAGUGACAGAUACCUAUAUGUUCGACAAGCAGAUAUACCAAAUACUGUAGCUUAAUACCAAAACGAACAGACAAACGUGAAAGUAUCAGUGGAAUAACCAGCGUUUGUCUUGUUUCAAUCCGUCUAUCCGCCUGUGUGUGCGCGCGCGCUGGGAAAACACAGUCGCGUCUGCGUAUCUAUGCAUGUUCAUCCAAAGUACUACAAAAGAAUAAGUGGUUUUUAUAAAAUGUAACUGCGCUAUUUAGUGAAUAACCCGUUUGUGUCAGAAACCCCUGAACCACCGACGAAACCAAAUGAUUUAGCCAAGUGCGAAAAAGCCACAACUGCUCAAAUUGCAAAGAAAAACUCAAAUCAACAGCAAACAGAACAUCUGAAAAGAACCAGACAAAAAGACGGAUCAUGUUUGUUCCUUUGCCGGUGCCGUUUGUCUUGCCGAGAACUGCCUCCGACCUCCACGCCUGGCGUCUCAAGUCCCCGCUGGCUCUCCGCUCACACUCCGGCGAGAACAGCUAUGGCAGACUACUGGAUUACAUCAGAAUGUCAAAACCAGUAGAAGUUGAGAAUCCAGCGGCAGAUUCUCCAAUGGAGAGCACAGACUCAGAAAGAAAUGGCUCAGAUUCAAAUAAUCAGGUUCAGCCAAUGAAAAUCAACCCUUUCUCCAUUUCACCCACAUUGAGCAGCAGCAUCAAGGCGAAAGUGGAGGAUUGUGGUGAAAUGUCUCCCACCACUGCUACACCCGCUCAGACAGCUCUUACCCACACACAGCUGAUGCUGACAGGAGGACAGCUUGCAGGAUUGACUGCACUUUUGCCUGCACAGCAGCAGCUGCUCUUACAGCAGGCGCAGCUCCUCGCUGCAGCUGUGCAGCAGUCACAUGUGGCCCACGCAGCCAAUCAACAGCAGGCCCAACAGCAGGCCCAGCAGCAGGCCAAUCAGCAAGCAGCUCAGCAGCAAUCACAAGGCCAAUCGCAGAGCACACAAGAACAAGCUGCUGCUGCCCCCGUCCCACCUCCUCCUCCUCCUCCUCCUCACCAGCUUCCUCUUUCUCAGCCAAUCCAGCUCACUGCCCAGGACAUUCAGCAGUUACUGCAGCUGCAGCAGUUAGUCCUCGUUCCAGGACACACUCUGCCUUCACCCGCACAGUUUCUCUUACCACAAACACAGCAAGGCCAGCAAGGGCUGCUAUCGACACCAAAUCUAAUUCCUCUACCUCAGCAAAACCAAGGAAGCCUGCUGGCCGCUCCACCCAGACUUAGUCUUCAAGCACAGAGAGAGAAAAUAGCAGAGAGCAGCCUGAACACAGUGACCACAGUCACCUCCCACCCUGAGGAGCCCAGUGACCUGGAGGAGCUGGAGCAGUUUGCCCGCACAUUCAAGCAGAGGAGGAUCAAACUGGGCUUCACACAGGGUGAUGUGGGGCUGGCCAUGGGGAAGCUGUAUGGGAAUGAUUUCAGUCAGACCACUAUCUCUCGAUUUGAGGCGCUUAAUCUCAGCUUCAAGAACAUGUGCAAACUCAAACCUCUGUUGGAGAAGUGGCUUACUGAUGCAGCAUUUUUUAAUGUUUACUCAGAAACAAUGUCGAUGGACAGUACCCUGCCGAGUCCCAGUUCUCUCUCGUCUCCCUCGCUGGGGUUCGAGGGUCUGCCUGGCCGCCGCAGGAAGAAACGCACCAGCAUUGAGACCAAUGUCCGCGUCGCUCUGGAACACAGCUUUUUAGCGAACCAGAAGCCUACCUCAGAGGAGAUCCUGCUCAUUUCAGAGAAGCUCAACAUGGAGAAGGAGGUGAUCCGCGUGUGGUUCUGCAACCGCCGACAGAAAGAGAAACGUAUUAAUCCCUCCAGUGCCACCCCUCCCUUGCCCAGCCAACCCCAGCCCACCUCGCACAAACCCCCCUGCUACAGCCCGCACAUGAUGUCCAGUCAGGGUCCACGACAGACAGUGGGCAGCCUCAGUACAGCAGUGACUACCAUGUCAUCAGUUUGCCCAAUGACACCAAGCGGGCCCUCCUUAAGCUCCACCCCAUCUCCUGUAACCCCGCCUCCCCGUGGUGAUUCCAGUCCCGCCCCUCCAACUCACAGUACACUAAAUCUGAGCACAGGUUCAUGGCAUAAAAAGAAUGGUGACGUUUCAAACUACAUCACUGACUUUGCUGCAAGUUUGAGGAAUACGGUGAGGGGAGUUAACACAGGAUUGAACCAAGCUCUUCUUGGCAGCAACCCACUUGCUACUAUCCAAGCUCUAGCAGCCAGUGGUGGCCAGCUCCCCAUUUCCAGUCUUGAGGGCAGCAGCAAGGUGUUAAUUGGUGGUUCUGGGGCCCAAGGAGCUGGUCUCCCUUCUUCUCUCUUCCUCAACCACUCCUCUAUGUUGCCCUUGGCAACAGGCCCUGGAAUGGGAUUGGGCGGUUCAGCUGUUGGUAAAACCUCAUUUCCUGUCACAGGCGGGAUGAGCCCCUCUCCUUGUUCAAGCCCAGCUUCUUCCUACUCUUCCGGCGAAAUGCUACACAGCCCGCACUCGAUUGGAGGGGCUAAAAUCGAGUGACGUUGUCCAAAGCCAAUCACAGGAGGAGAAGGAGGAGGUGAAACCUUACCUGUCAACCAAAGCAUCUCUUGAGCCCCUCGCUCCCUUCUAGUUCCUCUCGUUCACACUCCCUCUCUUCCGCUCUCCCACUCUACCGAUGCCAAAAAUAUACAGAGUAGAAGAGGGGAGAGAUGGAGAGAUGGAGUGGACGGAGGAUGGAAGAGCAGACGAGGGAAAACGAAACCAAAAAUACACCACAAGGCUUAGCAGGGCGCAGCCAAAUAUGUCAAAAAAAGAAGAACAACAACAAAAAAAAAGACUAUGUGCAUAGUGCAGGACGAAAAGAGAUCCUUGAGCACCAAAAAGGACAGACUUUACUGUGUGUUGUAGAACUAUGGCAACUCUUUGCAGCAAACAAGUGGAGUACCGAAAUACCAAAAAGUAUAAAGGAACUUUGAGAUACUCACUAUGACAAAAGAAUACAAGCAAACCAAAUCUCAAAUACCAAAAACAAACACCAAAAAUACGGAUGGAAAAGCUUUAUCCAAAGGACCUGUAAAUAGCCAGCCGUCCAGGACCAGACCCAGUGACAAAACUUCAGCCAUCUCUGAGCUCGUCAUCUCAUCACACCACUGUCUUUUUUCUCAAUUUAUUUGAUUCAUAGUUUCAGUGUAAAAUAUGAGCGAGCUGGGCACAAACGCUCUCGUGUUUCUCUGGUACUUCCUCAUUCUUGUCUUUUUAUUUUCAGGAGACUGUCCAUCAGUCUCUUUUGAAUGUUUCAGUACAUAUGAUCAUCAUCAUCAUCAUCAUCUCAUGUCUUCUUGAGUAUAUCGAGAGAUUUUUUUUGGCAUUUGGUCUUUGAUGUUCAUCCUAUUACCACUGCAGCUUGAUGCACGUUUGUCAGAUGACAUGAAUGUUGUAAUAAAAGUGAGACCAAGCUCCUCUCUCUAGCUUUCAGACCUUUAGUUAAGUGUAAAUACUCUCAUUUCCCUCUUCAUAAUAGAGUGCUUGCACACUUCCUUAUUCCAUUUCAUUUCAUGCCUCCUCGCUCACUUUCUCCCUUUUGAAUACCAAAGCGAUCCAUUCAUACAUGAUCAGUUCUUCAUUCACAUCCUGCAGAAAGAGAUCGAGGGCCCAAACCUCGAUGAAGCCACUCGUAAACGUACAUGGGAACAUGUGGGAUCUGAUACAGCCAAGGGGCUCCCAUCCUCUCUGCUUCUUCUUCAAGCCAAAAAACGAAGCAAAACUUCAGAGCCAGCCAAACUUUCCAGAAAGGAAAACCAAGCCAAAAAAUGGAUGGAGGAGCAAAACGAGUCAUUGUACAGAAAAAAAAGAAGAAAAAAAACGCAUCCCUUCAUGCAUCUCUGGCCUGAGGUCAUCCAGAACCAUGUAGCAAGGGAGUCUCCUCUGCCUCGUGUCAUUCAAACUCCUCCUGGUCCUGGGUGGUGGGAUCUUUGAAGACCUCACUGGACUCAUCUGAAAAAGAUGUUUCGGGUUCGUUUGGGGGUUGGGAGGGUUGUUACGUUUGGUCUUUCGUUCCGUCUAACUGUUUUGUGGGGGCUUUUCUCAGCUGUGUGUAGAUUUGUGUGCUUUCGUUUGGAGAAAAGGUAUUCACGUAUUUGCGGAGGAAUCUCAUUUUUUACGUUCCUUACUCGUUCCUAUCUAGUUGUGUUAGAGACUCUAAUCAGGUGGUUGAAACAAUACUGUGAAAAUUCAGUUCAACAGAUAAGAAACCAGGAUAAACACACGCUCAAGUACAUCUAAAGAACCAAAGUCAAGUAUAAACAUGCUUUAAAGAGAACCAAAUAUCACAUACACGAUAACGAUUUACAUACUCUCAUCCACCUUACCGUUGUAUUUAUAUCGUGCUGAAACAUGUAGUCGGUGAGUGCUGCAGGUUUAACGAAGGGAUGGAUACAUGAACUCAGUUCUCUACGUUACCGUAUAGUCCGAAUGGGUCAGUUAGUGCUUCUAUAGACUUUUGUAGUAAAUGAUCUAUGUUAUAAUGCUUACUAAUUGCUAAUGUAUGGAAGAAAAACAUUGUGAAAAGAUAAAAAAAUGUUGAUAUUUACUUAGACCAAAAAUUCACACUAUCUCUCGUUUUGGGUUUUUGGGUUUUCUUCCUCCCCCUUUUGAAAGACUUUGAUUUCUUUAUUUAUUCUCCCUCUUGCUCGUUUGUGAGUUUUCUUAACAAAUCUUUUUUUAUAUAUUAUUAUUAUUAUUAUUAUUUAUUUAAUAUAUUCCAAAUGCUGUUUUGUAGUGGGUGUGUUUGAGGCACCAGAUUGUAUUCAAAUGUAAACUUCCUUUGCCAAGGCGACCUUUCAAACCAAAUCCAUCGACAAAUGCAACUGCCGGUCUAAACGGACCGGCUGCUAGUCGGCAGCGUAGGGGUGGACGCUCGUCCUUUCGACCUCUUAGCUGUCCCUUACUGGACAGAGCCUGUGGAGGGGAAACCUAUCAGGGGAAAAAGCAGCACUGUGUUUCUUCUGCCCAAGUGUUUUGGUAGCAUUCAUUCGACGCUCAAGUAACCUUCCAGAGUAAAAGCAUGCACUGCCAUGGCUUAGAAUGGAUUCGGUUCAAAAAGAACCUGCAUUGUAUGUGUACAUACCUGUCUUAGCACUGCUGCUGUUAGCGAUCGUGUUGCUAUGGUUACUGUCGUGAUGGCUACCGCACACGUGUGAUGAGCGCAGUGCUGCCGUGAGCCUUGACCUGAAAGCUUUAAACAGCUACAAAACCAAAAAAACUUUAGGAGAGGAAAGAUGGAGGGAUCCUGGAGAUGAAACGCAGUCAAAUGUAUGCACUGUAUGAUGGUGGAAAUGUAUCAGUGCUCCAUCUUCCUCUCUUCUUCUGCUCUCUGCCUCACUCCUCCUCCUCCUCUUUGUCCUAUUUCUACUCCUGCUUUGUUUCGUAUUUAUUUUGUAACGUGUCUGUUGUUCUGUCUCCUGGUUAGGGGGUGUAGAAGAGAGAUAGAUCCUCAUAUACCUCACUCUCUUAAUGAAAAACCAAAUAGAUCAAUGACUUUAAACAGAGAAGCGGGCAGCAUACGUCAGUUGGGGCUGAGGUGACUUGUUCAGACCAAAGCAUGGUCUAAAUAGGGCUUUUCACACUGCACUUAACUCUGGGAUAUCAUUGUCCUAAACCCUGUAUUUCACACCAGGUAAAUAAACAAUUCACAAUUGGAAUUUAGAGGGGUUAUUACUGCCUUUUAAUUUGGGUUUAAAAGCCCUACACCAAAGUCAACACUUUCAUACUAUUUGGGGUUUACCAAAGUUACAGAGGUAAAACCCUCUUUUGCUUUUGCGAUUAGUCCUUCUUAAGAUCAAGUGAGAGGUUGGUAGGUUUACAUAUAUCACAGAUGUGUAUUUAAACUGUGUUUACCAAACAUUCAAGGCAAUGAAAGCACCCCACAAUGUACUUGGGAGCUUUUCAAACACUUCAAAUUUCCAACAAUCACCUAUUGGUUUAUUCAUACGCAGUAGUACCAGCCCACCAGGAGUACUUUCGAAUCCACAUUAGCACAUAUGUAGUGUACACAAUCUUGGCUCUGGUAUACUGAGUGAUUAUGCAUGCUUAUUAUUAGCCCUCCUCCUCCCUGGCACUACCUGUAGAGAUCUGCUGGCAGUCUUUUCAUUAUUUUGACUUAAGCCCUGCUCACACUGUGACAUUUCAGCCACGAUUUUGUCAUGAGACAAUUUUGGGAAAUCCUAAAAUAUUCCUGAAAUCCUAGGCUAAAAUCGGAGAUCUUUGAUCGUUGGUUUGACAUGUUCAAUGACAGCCGCUAAAUGCCUAUUGCGAUCAGAUUUUUCCUCAGAUGAAGUUCUGGCAGUGUCAGAAGAUUUUAGACACUUUCCUGCAGUGUGACAACUGCUGCGAUGAAUGUCAAUUCAAGAACCAAUAGGAGCGCAGAAUUUGAUGAUACGAUUCAUGUGACUAUUCAAACAACGCGGGGUAAUGUCAAAACAUUUAUAAUUGGGAUAUGCUGUGUGCAAAAUUGCCGCUACAGAGUUUUUACGUUUAAUGUGAUGAAUCAUUUUAGAACGCAGAAUAGUAAAAAUGUCACGGGUGGAUGACGUCAAACUCCAGGGGCGUUUACUUUCAUGUUUGUUUUGUGUUUCGUUUUCGUGUUCAUUGUAGUUCAGUCUGACUUUAUGACAGCUGAGAUCUUACAGUCUGACAUGGGAGCCAUGUUCGUGCAGUCUGACAUGCUACAAUCGUUCAGGAUUAUAAAAAUAAAAAUGUAAAAAAAAUUAAUUAAAUAAAAUCGCUGAGCCGACAUUAAGCUAAGAUUAAAUAUUAUAUUCUUGUUCUAGAAUUUCAUACCCAUGCCAUUAAAUGCUGGUUAUCCCCUCCAGAGUUGUCAUGAUUGAACAACUUUUUUGGCUGUACAUUGCAGUAGGGCCUCCUGUGGUGCUUUCUGCACCAUGCCAAGGAGAGCCAGAAGCAAAUCAACACACACUAUUUUUUCUUAAAUGAUCAAGCGACUUUUACUAUUACCACGUGACCUGUAAGGGCGAAAUAAAACUGUUACCAAUGCAAUUCUGUGAAAAAAAACUCUUAGCAGCGAAAUUUGUGUUUUAACAUUUGCAGUUUCUAUUUUCUCAAUUUGAAAAUAAAGUUCAUAAAAAUGGGUAAUACAAUUAUUGUAAACUUUUUUGUGCAAUGUAUGAACUGGCACUACAAUAUUGGCCUUAUUUUCUUCGUAUAAGUGAGCACAGCCAUUGGAUUCAUUUCGGCUCAAGACUUCUAAUCUCAUUUACUUCCAUUCAUUUUUAGAUGGUAAAAAAAGCUCGUUUUGCUGCUUGAUAGCUGACUGAUGACUGAUAUUUUCGUAUUGUAUUAUUCUACUUUGUCUGUAUAAUCAUGAACACACUUGUUUGUACAGCAAGUAUUUUGACCGUUUUCUGGAGUUUAUUAUAGUCAUAGUUAGGCAUGGGACGAUAACCGGUUUGAUGGUAUACUGCGGUUUGGAAAAGUCAGCUUCUCUACCAUUCCUGAGGUAUAUGUACGAUUUUUUUUAUAUUUUUUUAAUUUGUAAGGACAACAGUAUCUCGAUAGGAAAUGAUAUCCAAGGAUGCCGUUUUAAAUUGUAAAGAAAUUUAUGUUUUUAAAAACAGUUAAAAGACUGCAGACGUCAAUGACUUAAUUGAAUUAUUUAGGCUGAUGUGUUUACUGCUCCAAAAUACUUAAAAAAUGUUUCUCAAAAUGAAAUAUAUUGUGUUCAAAGCGGCAAAGCUGGUUUUAUUUCCCAGAAAAAGAAUAUCUUUCAGAGCAGUAAUCACAAUAUCGUCAAACCGUGAAAUUUUUAUUCAAGGUUAUCAUACCGUCAGAAUCUUAUACCAGCCCAUGUCUAGUCAUAUUCCUAAUCAUUUCUCCCACAUGCAAAUAAUCGCAAAAACUAGCACACUCCCGCAUUGAAGAAUAAAGCCAAUAUGAGGUAUUACUCCAAUCAAAGACACUGACACAGAAUAUGCAAGUUCGCGUUUUGGAAUUUGCAGUAGGCUAUGAAAUGGCAGCUUUUGAAUACCCAGGAUUAAUUCUUAAUGAGGGUCAUUUAUAGGCAAUGUCAAUGUUUUGUUGACCAAGAGCUUAGAAUGGCCCAGGGUUAACUACUGAAAGUGUGAAAAGCCCUAAAAGUUUCAUCCAUACAAGUUCACUGCCUUGGCUCUUGGGAUUGCUUUUUACACAGUCACUAAACACAGACUCUAUCUCACACACACAGUGUACCUGUAUGUGUAUGUAUGUAAGUGAGAUAGGUGAGUAAGAGCGGUGACUGUUGUUGCUAGGUGACAAAUUUUAUGUCUAAAAACGCAGCGAUGUUGAAGAUAUAUAACGGAAACCUUUCAAUCUUCCGCUACCUUUCCUCUAGCUUUCGUUCUUACCGUCAGAGUCGGGCGCAGUUUCUGAUACUUUAACUUAACGACGUUGAUAUGCAAGUUAACAGCAGCGUAAGGGAGCGUGUUCAAAGUGCAAGUCUCUCAGUGGCGUGAAUCUCCAGAGAAAUGAUACCAAAGCAACACGCCAGUCUGAGGGCGAACACAACACACACACUCCCUAAAACCCUGCUCACAAUCCUUCAGUUUGAUUCGCAUUGGCGUUCACUUUAUAAAUUAAUUAUUAACAAUCGGAGAAGGGUUUAAAAGUACCAGAAAACAUCAGUCUUAGCAUCUGAAAAGGGCCUGACUGAUAGAACUGCAAAUAUGAGUAGGCUAUUUUCAUCCUCAUUUUUCUUUCUGGUUGUUUUAUGCUAGCGUUGUAUGUGCAUUACUCGUAAAAAAGAAGAAGAUGAAAAAUAUACCAGCUUCAGGCCAAAGGUGUUUAAAAGAUUUUUAAGAAUAGCAAAGAACUUAAACACGUCUAGUUAAACCAAAGAGCUCCACGAACAACACCUCCUCAGCUGUUUUAUUUCGUCUCUGGUCACCUAGCAACCCAGUUUCUGAAGGUAUAACCUCAACUAUCCAAAGCAGAUAAUAAAGAAAAUGUAUAUUUUUAAUUGUUCAUUAUUUGGGGGGAAUCUUCAUGAUGAUGAUGAUCAUACAGAAAAGACUUGGUAUGUCUGUGAUGAUUUUUAUGCUUUGACUCUCUCUCUCUCUCUCUGGAUUUUUAAUCUGUCCCCUAAAUGUUUUCCCAGAUUUAAUUUCACUGCUCACUCUGUCUGUGCGUAAAAGAGCGCGCGCGGGUGCGUCACUGCUUAUGUUCACGCGCGUGGACGUAUUUUACACUCUUGUCAGAAAUGCGGUUAUUUUGGCGGUGUGAAUAUGUGCGUGCGUCUGUUUUGCUUGUUGAUGUACCUUGUCAUGUUUUUACCCUUUCCAUCGUCCCCAUUUCUUCUCCCUUGAGUUGAGCAGUCCUUCUUUUCUGUUCUCUGUGUCUCUCUUUUCCUCCCUAUGAUGACAGGUUAGCCUUUCGGUGUAAUUAUCUCUGAAACCAAAAAAUAGUUGACAAAUAACUCGCUUGUUCAUUGUACAGUGUUGUUCAUUUAAAGUCAUUUUUGUAACUGAAAGUGUUUCACUCAUCUGAAUAAAAACGGUAGAGAAAAAGA